Sclerotinia trifoliorum is the source of this 1326-nucleotide messenger RNA. NCBI's taxonomy places the organism in Eukaryota, Fungi, Ascomycota, Leotiomycetes, Helotiales, Sclerotiniaceae. The record is from the annotation of a GenBank genome assembly.
AACUUUCCGUACUUUCCGUACCUGUCUUUCCUAAGUGUAAAUGAAUUGACAUUUAAUAUUUUAAGUAUACUCACGAAAAUACAUGAGACGGGCAGAAUCAUCAGCAUCAUUUUGAUCUUUAGGAUUUAAGUUUCAAUUCUAAUUUCAACCACGUCAUUACUAUUUCACAUCAACAAAUUCCUCACCUCGGAAGCUUUACCACCUGCCACAACACCACCACAAUAACUACGCUCAUUCAGCAAAACAUCAAAGAUGGUAAGUACUUGAUAUAUAUUUCAGUAUAUCUAUGUCUUCUAAUACAUCUCAGGGAGGAGGUGCUAAUCUACCCCGUCAGUCAAGAGACUCAAAUUCAACCGUCGAACUUCUCAUCCUAGGAGCGGGGUGGACAUCAACUUUUCUCGUCCCACUUCUUCAACAAAAGGGAAUAAACUAUGCCGCUACCACUACUACCGGUCGUGAUGGAACUUAUAAAUUCCGCUUUAACCCAGAUGAUAGUGAUGGAAACAAAGAACAGCUGUGUGAUGUUCCAACUGCAAGGUGCAUUUUGAUUACUUUCCCUCUUAAAGGAAAGGGACAAUCACGAUCUCUCGUUGAGCAGUAUUCGGAUACGCAUUCUACCAAGUCUUUUGGAGGCAGCCCGGCAUCAUUUCAAUUCAUCCAAUUAGGAAGCACAGGAAUUUUUGAUAUUCCAGGUCAAAGUACAUGGGUUACUCGCCACUCAUUGUAUAAUGUUGCUAAUGAUCGAGCAAUCGCUGAAGAUGAACUUAUUGAAUUGGGUGGAUGUGUGCUCAAUUUGAGUGGAUUAUGGGGUGGUGAAAGAAAUGCAAAGCACUGGAUUGAGCGCGUAGCUAGCUCAAAGGAGAUGUUGAGCAAUAAGAAAAGUUUACACAUGGUACAUGGACUUGAUGUUUCGAGAGGGAUAGUCGGUGUGAUUGGCAAAUGGGAAAAAGCAAAGGGUCAAAGAUUCGUGAGUCUUCCGCAUUACUUUUCCGCUCUUUACUGACACCAUCAGAUGUUAACUGAUCUCAUGGUUUAUGAUUGGUGGGCAUUGAUAUUAGGGUAUGCUGGUGAAAUUGAUGAGGAAACAGGAGAUGGAAAAAUGGAGGGUAGGCAAAUCAAAUGGAUUGGUGAAUUGAUGAAGGAAAACAAUGUGAGAGCUUUACCAAGAUCAAUGGAUGUCUUGGGACGAUGUUAUGACUCGAGAGAGUUCUGGGAGAGUUUUGAUGUUAUGCCUGUAAGAUCAAGAAUAUAAUUUUGGUGGUAGCAUUGACUUAUUAUGAACACCAACUUCCGUCUAUCCACAGACCUAUUUUCUCCCUUUCUUGA